CUCUCUUUUAUUUUUUCUCUCUCUUUCUAACAUCCUCUUCGGCUUCCUUUCCAGGAAACCGUGGACCUAUCGUCUCGUUCGCUACCUAGUUUUUCGAUCAAGGCACGAGAGAUCGCACAAAAACCCUAAUAUCUUUGUUGUGAUCUUGAUCUUUUCUUACAUGAUCUGUUGAUUGUUCGUCGUUGAUUUGAAGGGUUUCUGGACUCGAGGAAUCUGUUUUCUGCCUUCAGAUGCAUAUAUUAUAGCAGAUCUAUUGGUCGAUUCGUGCCGGAUGGCGAACGGCACUGAUUCAGAGCAGUUCGUGUUGUUGUCGGGGAUUAGGACCGGCCUGAAACGCGAGUUUGCUUUCGCCUUGAAGGUUCAAGCGGAGUUAUCUGGUUCUCUUGGUCGGACACGAGCGAGGAAGUUUCAGAAUAGCCCUUCUGGUAAUGAAGUUUCAGAGAAUUCGAAAAAUAAGAGAUUUAAGAGCUCACAUGCGAAGAAAAAUGUUAAGAAUGUUGAGGUGAAAUCUUCAACCGAAGAGGAGCCGACGAGCGAUUCGGUAGAACCUCUUCUCGAGGUGGAGCCCCAUAUUGAUUUUGGGAAACUCGCGGACAUAGAGGAGCCGAAGAACAUUUUGCUACAAUAUGUAGGAACACAGGAACCUACUGGUGACCUGGUAAAACCUGCGACAGAAGAGGAGUCCAAGAACAGCCCGGUACAAUCUGUAGGAACAGAGGAGUCCCAGGAGCUCAAUGGUGAUCCAGUGAAGCCUGCUACAGAAGAGGGGUACAGGAACAAUUCGGUACAAUCUGUCGGAACAGAAGAGUCCAAUUGUGAUCUGGUGAAACCUGCAACAGAAGACGAGUCCACAAACAAUCCGGUACAAUCUAUAGGAACAGAGGAGCCCGACAAUGAACUGGUGAAGUGUUCUGACAAAGAGGAGCCCAACGACAAUCUGGUACAAUAUGUAGAAAAAGAGCAUUCUGACAGUGAUCUGGUGAAUUCUGCGGGAGAAGAGGAGAUGAAGAAUGAUUUGAUGAAAUCCGUGGAGUCGGAGCAGACCAAUAACGGGUUUGCCUUGACGUUUCAUUCUGAGCUUGGUAGUUCACUUGGUCGGACUCGAGCGAGUAAGUUUCAGAAUAGUCAUUCUAGUAGUGGAGUUCUUGAGUAUUCAAGAAAUAAAAGACUUAAGAGCUCCCACGCAAAGGAGGAUAUGAAGAACGAUGAGGUGAAAUCGUCAACUAAAAAGGAGCCAAAGAGCGAUUUGUUAAAUUCUCUGUUCCAGGAAGAACCAAAGAGUAAUGUUCUUAAGCCUGCUACCGAGGCGGAGUCCAACAACAAUCCGUUACAAUCUGUAGGAACAGAGGAGUCCGACGGCGAUCUGGUGAAAUCUACGAGCAAAGAGGAGACUAAAAACAAUUUGGCACAGUCUGUAGGCAAGGAGCAGCCUAACAGUGACCUCGUGAAUCAUGCCUGUGCUGAUGAGAUUGUGUUCAAGAAUGAUUUGAUGAAAUCUGUUGAAGCAGAGGAGCCCGAUAACGAUGAGGCAAAUUUCCAGGUUCAGAAGGGUUCACAGAACGAUAUUGUGAAAUCUCAAGCUGAGGAAGGUACGACCGUAGAAACGCCUAUUGUUAUCGAUGAUAAUUCUGAGGUAGUAACUAUAUUUCCUGUGAGGCCUCCCAGGCGUUUUACUCGUUCUGCCUUGACGGAGGGGCUGAAGAACAAUUUAUUGAAAGCAGUUGUGAAAAAGGAACCAAUUGAGAUUCCAUCUCCAAGCAGUAAGAAGUCAAAAAACGAAACUAGGAAACUUAUAAAAGAAGAGGGAACCAGUGUGGAAACUGUGAUGGUGCAUGGUGACGUCAGCGAGGGACAAAAUGCCUCGCAGGAGAAGUUUCCUAGGCGGUUUACUCGUUCACAAUUGAAGAAACCUAAGGCUGAACCAAUAGAGAUAUCUGCCACCACGAGUUGGGGUUCUGUUGUAUCAGAAGAUUCCAAGAAUGAAGCAAUUGCAAAAGCCAUUUCUGCCAUGCCAGAUGUUGUCAAGAGCGAGCCAGUGACUAUAGGUGACAGGGUGACAAGUGAUGUGGUUAGCCCAUUGAGAACACCUACGAAAAAGAAGUUGGAAAUGAAAAUGUCCAAGAAAAUUGCCUUGACCAAGCUUCCCACAAGGGUCAAGGAUCUUCUAGAAACUGGUUUACUGGAGGGGUUGUCUGUCAGGUACCUCUGUCGUAGCAGGAAGCAAGGAGGACUUAAAGGAACUAUUAAAGACCGUGGGAUCUUGUGUUCGUGUACAUCCUGCAAAGGGAGCAAUGUUGUUACUCCAUUCCAUUUCGAGCAGCAUGCAGGUAGUACAAAUAAGCGUGCAGCACAGUACAUUUAUUUGGAGAAUGGCAACAGCCUUCAUGAUGUUCUGGAGGCAUGUAAAGGUGCUCCUUUGGAUGAACUGGAAGCUACAAUUAAAAGUGCGAUUGGUUUAUCACCAAUAAAAGCUUCUACCAGGUGUCAGAAUUGCAAAGGUUCUCUUACUGUAUCUGGCACCAGGAGGUCAGUGCUAUUGUGCAAGUCGUGCCUAGAAGCCAAGAAAUCUCAGACAAGUCCUGCUUCUAGAACUGGUACCACUCCUGGGUCAUCAAAAUCAGCUGUUACUCCUAAGUCCUCUAACAGUGCUUUGAAGGCUGUUUCUGUUCCCAAGAGUAAAGGGAGGCUUACAAGAAAAGAUUUACGAUUGCAUAAAUUAGUCUUUGAGGAUGGUGGGCUACCUGAUGGAACUGAAGUAGCAUAUUAUGCACGUGGACAGAAAUUGCUUGAAGGUUAUAAAAAAGGUUUUGGAAUAUUCUGUCGUUGCUGCAACACUGAGGUCAGUGCCUCACAGUUUGAAGGUCAUGCUGGUUGGGCUUCCCGUCGCAAGCCGUAUCUAAAUAUUUUCACAUCCAAUGGAGUGUCACUUCAUGAAUUGGCUGUGUCUCUAUCUAAAGGUCGGAAGUUUUCAGCCAAUGACAAUGAUGACCUGUGUAGCAUUUGUGCAGAUGGUGGGGAUCUUCUGCUUUGUGAUAACUGCCCCAGGGCCUUUCACAAAGAUUGUUUGUCUUUAUCAAGUGUUCCUCGUGGUGAUUGGUAUUGCAAUUAUUGCCAAAAUAUGUUUGAAAGGGAAAAAUUUGAUAGUGUCAAUGCAAAGGCUGCUGGAAGAGUUGCAGGAGUUGAUCCUAUAGAGCAGAUAAACAAGCGAUGCAUUCGUAUUGUCAACACACCUGAAAAUGAAGUUGGUGGAUGUGUCUUAUGCAGAGGUCAUGGAUUUACAAAGUCAGGAUUUGGUCCACGAACGGUUCUGCUUUGUGAUCAGUGUGAGAAGGAAUUUCAUGUUGGUUGCCUGAGGGAGCACAAAAUGGCAGAUCUAAAGGAAUUGCCAAAAGGGACGUGGUUUUGUUGUACAGAUUGCAGUAGGAUUCAUUCUGCUUUGCAGAAGUUGCUUGACCGUGGAUCAGAGAAACUCCCAGACUCUCUUUCGAGUAUUAUAAGGAAAAAGCAUGAGGAAAAGUGUUCAGAGGAACAACGUUCAGAUGCUGACCUUGAUGUAAGAUGGAGACUUCUUAGUGGGAAAAAUGCUUCUCCUGAAACUAAAUUGUUGCUAUCCAAGGCUGUAGCUAUAUUCCAUGACUGCUUUGAUCCUAUAGUUGAUUCAACAACAGGUCGUGACCUUAUUCCAUCCAUGGUUUAUGGAAGGAAUUUAAGGGACCAAGAAUUUGGAGGGAUGUAUUGUGCAGUAUUAACAGUAAACUCAUCUGUGGUUUCAGCUGGAAUUCUUCGUAUUUUUGGACGAGAAGUUGCUGAACUUCCCUUGGUUGCUACAAGCAAGGAUAACCAGGGACAGGGCUACUUCCAGUCAUUGUUCUCUUGCAUUGAGAGGUUGCUGGGGUUCCUAAAUGUGAAGACCCUUGUCCUACCUGCAGCUGAUGAAGCAGAGUCCAUAUGGACAGAAAAGUUUGGCUUCACAAAAAUACCCCAAGACGAGUUGAGCAAUUUGAGAAAGGACUGCCAGAUGAUGACGUUUCAAGGGACAGCCAUGUUACAAAAGCCAGUCCCCAGGUGUCGGAUAAUUGGUAAACCGACUGAGGUCAGCUGACAUGCCAUCCUGUAGAAGCUAAUUGCAGAGUGACGGUUUUUUUUUGUACGCCUUUUAACUUAAAAUGUACAGGGAAGGAUCUGUGUUUUGAUAAUGUACAGGAAAGAGACAGAGUCCUUCCGCCUUCCAAAAACAUUACUUCUAUAAAAAAUGAAAGCUUAUUCAAUAGAUUAAAUACAAACUAGGACCAGAUAUUGGUCAUCAAUGGGAAUUCUAUUCUUUCUGUAACUGGGAUGGGCGGAGGGCUUUAACAGCGGUAUUUUCUUUUGUGACCUGAGGGAUGAUUGUCCCUCUUUUGUAAUCCUUUUUUUUUCUGAUGUUUCAUUAACGCAAGUGUCUUUCUUUCUCAUGGUUUCA
Messenger RNA from Nelumbo nucifera (sacred lotus), 4459 nucleotides. Its product is annotated as Acyl-CoA N-acyltransferase with RING/FYVE/PHD-type zinc finger domain-containing protein. Gene Ontology annotation, cellular component: nucleus. NCBI's taxonomy places the organism in Eukaryota, Viridiplantae, Streptophyta, Magnoliopsida, Proteales, Nelumbonaceae. Gene Ontology annotation, molecular function: RNA polymerase II transcription regulatory region sequence-specific DNA binding; chromatin binding; histone binding. Gene Ontology annotation, biological process: positive regulation of transcription by RNA polymerase II. The record is from RefSeq and is a predicted model, not a curated record.